CCUAGUGCAUUCUGUAUUCCUGCCUGAUCCACACAAACUCAUACAUUAUCAUCAAACCUUUUUUUAGCCUCUCUUUCUCAUUUCUCUCCAAUACCAGCCAAUCUUGACUAAGGACAGAUAUUAACAAUGGUAUCUUCCUCCCUUGUUCAUGUCCUUCUUCUUUCUUUCCCUGGUCAAGGCCAUGUAAACCCUUUACUUCGACUUGGCAAGCGGCUUGCCUCCAAAGGCAUGCUUGUCACCUUCUCUGCACCUGAAAUAAUUGGAAAACAAAUGAGAAAAGCUAACAACAUCGUCGAUUACGAGCGAGUACCCAUUGGUGAAGGCUUUAUUCGUUUUGAGUUUUUUGAAGAUGGUUUGGCUGAAGAUGACCCUAAACGCAAAGAUCUUGACCAAUACCUAUCUCAACUCGAAACUAUUGGAGUAAAAGUAAUUCCUGAAAUUAUUACUAAAAACGCAGAGCAAGGCCAAUCAAUCUCUUGUCUAAUUAAUAAUCCUUUCAUUCCUUGGGUUUCUGAUGUAGCUGAAAGUCUUGGCCUUCCUUCUGCUAUGCUUUGGGUUCAAUCUUGCGCUUGUUUUUCUGCUUAUUACCAUUACCAUCAUAAUCUUGUUCCUUUCCCUGACAAACAAAACCCAGAAAUCGAUGUUCAGUUACCUUGUAUGCCUUUGUUAAAGUACGAUGAAAUUCCUAGCUUCUUGCAUCCAUCUUCUCCUUAUCCUUUCUUGGCAAGAGCUAUAUUAGGUCAGUUCAAGAAUCUUGAUAAACCAUUUUGCAUUUUAAUGGAGACAUUUCAAGAAUUAGAGGGCGAGCUAAUCCAAUACAUGUCAAAGCUUUGUCCUAUUAUUCCUGUUGGUCCUUUAUAUAAAGAUCCAAACUCCAAAACAACAAUCCAAGGUGAUUUCUGGAAGGCAGAAGAUUGUAUUGAAUGGCUUGAUAAAAAACAACAGUCAUCAGUAGUUUAUAUUUCUUUUGGUAGUGUUGUUUAUUUAAAGCAAGAUCAAUGGGAAGAAAUUGCUUAUGGUUUGUUAAAUUCUGGUGUUAAUUUCAUAUGGGUGAUAAGAGAGCCACCUAAAGAUCAUAAUAUGGACCCAAUUGUUAUUCCUGAUGGGUUUUUGGAAAAAGUAGGAAAUAAAGGGAAAUUAGUACAGUGGUGUCCACAAGAGAGAGUUCUAGUUCAUCCUUCCGUUGCUUGUUUUGUUACUCACUGUGGUUGGAAUUCUACAAUGGAGGCUCUUUCUUCUGGUACACCGCUGGUGGCUUUUCCUCAAUGGGGUGAUCAAGUGACUAAUGCUAAAUACUUAGUUGAUGUUUUUAAGGUUGGUGUUAGAAUGUCUCGUGGAGAUGCUGCAAACAAGUUUAUUACAAGGGAGGAAGUGGAAAAAUGCUUGCUCGAGGCUAUGCAAGGACCUAAGGCGGUAGAAAUAAAGCAGAAUGCGUUGAAAUGGAAGGAGGCGGCGGAGGCGGCAGUGGCUAACGGUGGUUCUUCUGAUAAGAAUAUUCAAGCUUUUGUGGAGGAAGUAAGGAGGGUAAGUGUUGCGGCCUCUAGCCAAUCUGAUAAUUCGAAUCCAAAAGAGUCUGUAGCAGCAGAAAAUCUAACAGUAGCAUAGUCAAGUAGGUACAGAACUGUAAUAGAAUACAGCGUAAUUAAAAGCUCAUUAAAUAAACUCUAAUAAUUGUAUAAUAUUAAAGAAAAAUAUUUAUUUUAUAUCUAAUAAUGAUAAUUAGCAUAAA
Messenger RNA from Jatropha curcas, 1729 nucleotides. Its product is annotated as gallate 1-beta-glucosyltransferase 84A24. Gene Ontology annotation, molecular function: quercetin 7-O-glucosyltransferase activity; quercetin 3-O-glucosyltransferase activity. NCBI's taxonomy places the organism in Eukaryota, Viridiplantae, Streptophyta, Magnoliopsida, Malpighiales, Euphorbiaceae. The record is from RefSeq and is a predicted model, not a curated record.